GCCUCGGCGAAGGACGCUGGCUGCGUUGUUCAUUCAACAUGGCAGCGGGACCAAUAUCAGAGAGAAACCAAGACGCCACUGUGUAUGUUGGCGGCUUGGAUGAAAAGGUGUCAGAGCCGUUGCUAUGGGAGCUUUUCCUGCAGGCUGGUCCUGUGGUCAACACACACAUGCCCAAAGACAGGGUCACUGGCCAACAUCAAGGUUAUGGCUUUGUGGAGUUCCUUAGUGAAGAGGAUGCUGACUAUGCCAUUAAAAUCAUGAAUAUGAUAAAGCUUUAUGGCAAACCAAUCCGAGUCAAUAAAGCCUCUGCGCACAACAAAAACCUGGAUGUGGGUGCUAACAUCUUCAUUGGUAAUCUGGACCCAGAGAUUGAUGAGAAACUGCUCUACGACACAUUCAGUGCCUUUGGUGUGAUCCUCCAGACGCCAAAGAUCAUGCGAGACCCAGACACGGGCAACUCCAAGGGUUACGCUUUCAUCAAUUUUGCAAGCUUUGAUGCGUCAGAUGCCGCCAUUGAGGCCAUGAACGGCCAGUACCUCUGUAACAGGCCCAUCACGGUGUCCUACGCCUUCAAGAAGGAUUCCAAGGGAGAACGACAUGGCUCAGCUGCAGAGCGACUCCUGGCUGCGCAGAACCCUCUCUCCCAGGCAGACAGGCCACAUCAGCUGUUUGCAGACGCCCCUCCACCACCAUCCGCUCCGACACCCGUCCUAACUGCACUAGGAUCUGGGAUGCCCAUGCCAGGCAUGCCACCUCCUGGUUUCCCACCCGUUCCUCCUCCCGGAUCAAUGCCCCCAUCAAUGCCCCCAUCAAUGCCCAUGCCUCCAAAUGCAGGGGGACCAUCCCCACAGGGUGGCGGUGGUGGGCCUCCACCUGGACCACCACCCUUCCCUCCAGGCAACAUGCAUCCAGCUAUGCCUCAGAUGCCCAUGCCCCCGCCUGCUCCUCCUGGCAUGGUGCCUCCACCUCCUGCUCCCCCAGGAUCAAAUCAAGCACGGGCACCGCCACCCCCUGGCAUGCCCCCACCUCCGCCUAUGGGCAUGCCACCCAGAGCACCAUAUGGGCCUCCCAUGGGUCCACCUGUGCCUCCAGGUAUGAGAGGGCCUCCUCCCAUGCCUCCACCUGGCUACGGUGCUCCUCGUCCUCCUCCUUUUGGCUUCCAGAGAGGGCCGCCGAUGCCGCCGAGACCCCCCGGUGUCCCACCCCGCGUUCCUAUGAGAGCACCAAUGCCACCGUAAUCCAUCUCAGACUGCUGACUCAAGCUCUCGUUUAG
Messenger RNA from Chelmon rostratus (copperband butterflyfish), 1273 nucleotides. RefSeq names its product splicing factor 3b, subunit 4 (gene sf3b4). Gene Ontology annotation, cellular component: U12-type spliceosomal complex; nucleolus. The coding region runs from base 39 to 1238 and encodes 399 amino acids. Lineage: Eukaryota; Metazoa; Chordata; Actinopteri; Chaetodontiformes; Chaetodontidae. Gene Ontology annotation, biological process: positive regulation of mRNA splicing, via spliceosome. Gene Ontology annotation, molecular function: RNA binding. The transcript is spliced from 6 exons. The record is from RefSeq and is a predicted model, not a curated record.